UGUCUUAACCCUCUUCCUGUGUGUGAUGUAACUUCCUGUAUCUACUGUACCUGUGAGGAGAUCCAGGAAGUGCGCAGUAAGAGUGACCCCAUUACUAUGCUGAAGGAAUGCAUGCUGUCCAACAACAUGGCUUCUGUGGAGGAGAUCAAGGAGAUAGAUGUAGAGAUCAGGAAGGUGAUCGCGGAUGCGGCACAGUUUGCGAUGUCUGACCCUGAGCCGCCAUUGGACGGGCUCUGCAACCACAUCUUCGCCAACGAACCACCUAUCAAGGUCUGCGGGACCAACCCCUGGGUCAAACUAAAGUCUGUCAGCUAGACACACACACACACCUGGACCAAACUACAGUCCAUCAGCGUCACAUCCUCUCCGACCCUCUGCGACACCAACCCCUGGGUGAAAGUCUACUCCUCCUCUCCUCCUUCUCUCAGUAGUUCCCUAAACGCACAAUAGGAGAUGAGGUUGUGAUCCUGUAGGCCAGAGUUCAGUCUGUGGCAGCAUUCUGGAGGCAAAACUGAGAGAUAUCCGCGAGAUGGGCCAGCUGCAAAGUCAAAAUUGGCUAUAUUGUAAAUAUUCUUGCAAACAAUAUAUUUAUUUUGGGUUUUAAUUCAAGGUUAGGGUUAGGCAUAAGGGUUAGCAGUGUGGUUAAGGUUAGGUUUAAAAACUGAUUGUAUGACUUUGUGGCUGUGCUAGCUAGUGACCACUCUGCAGAGCUGCCUCCAGGUCAAGAUUCAUGACAUUAAUGCCAACCUGCUAAUUAUUCACAAUAUGUACUGUAUAAUAUGUCAUUUUAUAUUCAUGUCAAAGUUGGUAUGUAUUCUCCUGACACUGAGGGAUCUGUCUGUGAAUGGGAGGUGAAUUGCAUUGGGAAUGCUUUUGUUCCAGCCCAUUACUAACACACCUGAUUCAACAUAUCAUCCUCUCAACAAGACUUUGAUAAGCUGGAUCAGGUGUGAUAAGUUAAUGCUGUUAUGUAACUUACCAAGCUUGCACACCCUACAGCUAUCAAGGACCAGGGUUGGCCACCCUUGGCUUGGAGAGUGUGUGGGGGUCUGGGUUAAACCAAGUAGGUCUAUCUUUUUCUAAGAUUCUAGUGUUUGUAAGUAAUACGUUCCUCCUCGUUGCACUUUGACUAGAUAAACUUAAGAGACACCAGACUGCAAGUCAUAAUGUCAUCAUAGCAAAAGGGACCAGCAAUGGUAGUCUAUUUGUCUCUCCUGCUCGCUUCCUCUCCUUCUUUUCCUUUCUUUCUCCCUGCCUUCCUCUCUCCGUGAGGAGAGGAUACUGAUUGAAGCACGGUGAAACUGAAGCGUCUGUGAGAAACUAAGAGACUGAACGAUUGGAAUACAGUUUGAUGUGAUUAGACUGAAGCAAUAAAGGUGUCUGAGACUAUGAUGUGUUUGUUGUUAGUUUCUGAUGACACUAGAGAGGUGUUUGUGCAGAGAGCUAAUAAUGUACCAUGCCAGGUGGGUGUAGAGGAGUAGUGUUAUUUACUACUGACAGUGACUUCAGAAAGUAUUCAUACCACUUGACUUUUUCCAC
Messenger RNA from Coregonus clupeaformis (lake whitefish), 1539 nucleotides. Its product is annotated as pyruvate dehydrogenase E1 component subunit alpha, mitochondrial-like. Lineage: Eukaryota; Metazoa; Chordata; Actinopteri; Salmoniformes; Salmonidae. The record is from RefSeq and is a predicted model, not a curated record. Gene Ontology annotation, molecular function: oxidoreductase activity, acting on the aldehyde or oxo group of donors, disulfide as acceptor. The transcript is spliced from 2 exons. The annotation marks the transcript as partial.